Dermacentor andersoni is the source of this 3171-nucleotide messenger RNA. The record is from RefSeq and is a predicted model, not a curated record. NCBI's taxonomy places the organism in Eukaryota, Metazoa, Arthropoda, Arachnida, Ixodida, Ixodidae.
UGCAUGUCCCACUCCUCGAGCUCCGCCUAAUGCCUCCAGCCAAGCUGCUACCUCCUUGGGAGUGGCAGCUAAUAGAAUGCGAUAUAUCUUUUGUGCAAGUCACAAAGCAUGCUCCAGAGAUUGAAAUUCAAAUGCAUUUCCGGGAACUCCAGUACAAAUAUUCCUGCACGGAGUUCUACACAGAUGCAUCGAAGUCACACGACGGGGUGUCCUAUGCAGCCGUCGGUCCAUCCUUCUCGGAAUCCGACGUACUACAUCCGGAAACCAGUAUCCUUACAGCUGAGGCCUACGCACUCUUGUCGGUUGUAAAGCAUAUAAAGAAAUCACAACUCCAGAAAUCAAUUAUAUAUACGGACUCCCUCAGUGUUGUGAAGGCCUUGAUGUCUUUCUGUAAUCACAAAAAUCCAGUAUUUAAUGAACUCUACUCCGCACUGUGCAAAGCAUAUAUAUCUAACCAACAUGUGAUCAUAUGCUGGGUGCCUGGACAUAGGGGCAUCGAGGGAAACGUUCUAGCCGACCAGAUGGCCACAUCAAUUUCAUUGCAUGCAGUUAAUCCUACUGCUUCGGUCCCUGUCACAGACCUGAAGCCUUUCUUAAGAAGGAAACUACGAAACAACUGGCAACGCAUGUGGGACGAAGAAAUAAAUAAUAAACUGCAUGUAAUAAAGCCACAAUUAGGUUUCUGGUCUCCUGUAACAAAAUCCCGCCGGACAGACGUCCUAUUCUGCCGUCUAAGAAUAGGACACACUUUUGGCACACAUAACUUUUUACUUACGGGAAACGAGCGUCCAACCUGUGGUAGAUGCGGGGAGAGGCGGACCGUCCUCCAUGUCCUACUGGAGUGUCGGGAAGCCGAAUCUGAAAGAAGGAAACAUUUUUUCUUAGCAUUCCGGCAACACAUCCCCCUUCAUCCUGUUAUGUUACUUGGCCCAGAACCACUCUUUGACACCGACGCCUUCCUAGGUUUUUUAGAAGAUGUUGUAUUGCAUGUUAUUAGCCCCACACGUUCGUAGCGCUUCCUCUCUUCAGAGGAUGCCGCUGUGAUAAUUAUUCUGAAUAGCACAUGCCUCUAGGCCCUUGUGGUUCAAGGGCUCUGGCGAGGCAGUAGUGCUGUUAACAAUUUAACAUCUCGCAUAUUUUAAACAACGCAUCAUUCUUCUACGAUGGAUUUUGAUGUUCAUUGUAUUCAUCAUUAGACAUCGCCAUAAUUUUAUAGCACGUAUAUUUUACGCACUUCACAGCGACUAUUUUUAGGCCACUUUACAGCCAAGUCACAUCUUCCAUAAUACAUCGUUAACACUACCACUUGUCAUGGCGCUCUUUGGCCAAACCUGGCCCUUGCGCCACAAAACACCACACAUCAUCAUCAUCUUCACAAAAGUGGAAUGGGUGAAAAAAAAAAUACCUACUUAGGGUGAGCAACAUCGGCCAGUUUUGAUGCAAGAUGCCGUCCAAACAUAUUCAUUUUUUCACCCCAGCUUCACUCCUGGCUGCCAGUGCUCCAGACUUGAUAAAGUGAAGGAAGAAAUCUGAAAAGACGGCCAAAAAUGAUUGUAUUACAAUGUGCAAAUAAGAUGCUUUGUUUCUUUUUCCUAAUGGCAAACUUUGACCUUGUGGCGUUAAAAACUAUGCCCUACCAGCCUUAAGGAGCGUCCACGUUACCGGCACGGCAACUCGCCGGACGCCAUUUGCCGUUCGCGGUCCGCCGUGCGACGGCGGUCUUGCUCUCGAACGGCGAGAUUUUCUUGCCGUUCGGAGGAUUCAAUUCAAUUCACUUUAUUUCCAGAAUUACAAGUGUUCUGGUGGAUACCAAAGGCUAAAAGCUGUUGGAAAACAGCUUGACUAGGCCGAUGGUCCAUUACAAGGCAUACAUGGUAGUUGCAUCAAAAUUGUAACAUUGUUAGACACUCAGAAUAAAUUAAUUACAUAAAUGCACAAUAACAAGACCGAAAAUAAUAUAAAGACUAAGAGAAAAGACAUAAUUGAUACAUCAGAAAAAUGGAAGUAUGUGUGUAAGGGUUACUAACAAAACUAAUACAAGUCGCUCUGAUGUAGAGAGUAGAUAAUACAGACUAAAAUAUGAAAAAAACAUUCGAUACACCAGAAGAUAGAAAUACAUGUGUAUGGGUUACAAAAUCAGUAAUACGUACAGUUGUCUCUGAAAGAACGAUAAACAAUCACUGAUCACAUGUUUACAAAAUGCAUUCGCAGUUCCUUCGGUGAAGAGGUAUAUGUACCUUUAUAUUUAUUUAAAAUAUGUGGUAGAAUAUGUUUUAAUGACUGUAGGCUAUAUUUAUUACGAAACCACGGGACAUACCAUGUAUCACUAUUUCUUGUAUUGGAAGAAUUGAAUUUUGGUGCCAAAGAUGCAGGCAAAUGGGACGAGGACCCAUUUGUGCGGCUGCCGUACGGCGACGUGGCCAAUCAGCGACCGAGGAGUGGUUGCCAUGGCUACCGUCACCGCGCCGCCGCUUGAGUUCCCGCGCUUGGCACCGUCUGCUAGGGUCCAUAUUUGUGUGUGUACGCUCUCGAUAAACACAAAUGGAAUUCCCGAUCGAGAGAUUUUUCGAAGUCGUGCGGCAGUAUCCGUUUUUAUAUGAUAAAACAAAGCCCGAAUACAAAGACACGAAAUCGAAAAUGAACAGGUGGCACCUAAUCGGAAAGGAAUUUGCAAUAACAGGUCAUCAGGCUAUGAUGAAGUUCAGGCAUGCGAGAGAUCGCUGGAACAAAAUAUGAACGGAGCAAGAUCGCACAGCGCGAAGGGGCGCUGGAGGCAGCGCUGCGAACAAGACUCCCAAGUGGGCGCUGUAUGGUAUCGUCGAUAGCAUACUGAGGGGCAUAGUCCACUACUACGAGAGGUAACUUUCAGCGUACAUUUAUCGCUAUUGCCUGGUCAUGCAGAGCUACGCGACGGCGCGCUGUUGACUCGUUCCCCAGUUAUGUUUUACAGCGCUGUUGUGUACACGUAGAAAAGGCAGUGCGCGCUGUCCGGAGUCGCUGCAUGCUUGUUUUUCAAUCAGCUGUUGCUUACGCUUUUUCACGCCUCUUCUUUUUUCUCUCUCAGGGCUUCCAAUAAUAUACCGGAGCCAGAACAAAGGUACCUGGUAACCAGCGACGAUAUAUGUAGCACACUUGUUUAAGAUUACAAUGAAUAAAUGACCAUUUUAUGUU